AUCAAACCAAAAAAGGUAAGAGAUGAAAGAAAAACAUGAAGGGCACUUGCUGGGAAGUGUCUUCUACAAAUUUUCCGCUGUCUGGGUAGAAGCGAAACUGUGAAGAAAACAACAGAAACCCAGAGAGAGAAUUUCCACUAAAAGAUGCUUAGAACACGAUCUCUGACUUCUUCCUCCUCUGUCUCCAUUUCUUUCUGCAUGUGCCUCAUUCUGAUGCUGGUUUCUUGGCUGUGACGCAUCUUCUCAGUGCUCUUUGGAUCCAUUCUGGCGGUGAAGUGAGUGUGGAGACACAUCCCCUUCGUCUCCUUGAUGCCACCAUGACAUUGGCAUUUAUGCCACUGGGUCUCGCCCUCGUGCUGCUGGUGACCAAUGCCAGCAGUACUUCCCCUGGAGCACCAAAGGAGCAGAGGGUGUGGGCCAAAGUGGGAGACCUGGUUGUGCUCCCCUGUCACCUGAGUCCUCAGGAGCUGCAGAGGAGCAGGAAGCAGCUGUAUGAGAAGACAGCUGUCCGCUGGGAGCAGCAUGGGGAAAGCUCCCACAAAGAGCUCCACAUGGUGCUGGAGGUCGAGUACAGUGGUCUCCUGAAAAGAGCCCGAUCCAUGGUGCCCCGAGCCUCAGUUAGGGAAACCGGCUUCCGCCAAGGGGACUUCUCCCUCUGGAUUGAGCCACUACUGAGUGAAGAUGCAGGCCAUUACGAGGCACUGGUGAGAUAUGGCAAGGAGACUCGGCGCUGCCAGUUGGAGUUGGGCGUGGUGACAGUGACUGUCAAUCCCCCAGGCCUCCUGGUAGAAACAGAGCCUCUCUUGCUAAACUGUAACUCCAGUCAUCCAGCUAAGCUUGUGGAUAUGCGCUGGUUCCAUAAUGGUAGCCUGGACCCCAUUUCCAGCAGGUUCCGUUCCCGCCAUGGGGCUCUAUCCAUCUCCAGGCCAACUGUGAGCGAUUCAGGGCCCUGGCGCUGUGAACUCACGUACUCAGAUGACGAGAGAGUUUCUGCCUCAUUCAACCUUCAAAUUCUAGGUUUUGCUGGCCCAGUCUCUCCUGUAGUUUAUGCAGCUGUAGGAUCUGUUGCCAACCUUCCCUGCCUCCUGAAUCGAGACCCCAGUGCUUCCAGCAUUCUAGGGGUGUCAGCCCGCUGGAGCCAUCUUGCAGGAGGGGAUCUGAAAAUAUGGGACAUCUCCAGGAAUGGGAGCAACGGGAGCUUCACUCUCCAUCUCCCUGAAGUGGGGCCACAGGAUGCAGGGCAAUACUCCUGUGCUGUCUCUAUCCAUGGCACGACCAUCACUAGGGAUGUGACCUUGGCAGUGAUGACAGUCACCCCAAGCAUCAAAGGGCCAGUCGCUGAAGGCUCUCGUCUACUGGUUAUCUGCAGCCUCACCCACCCCAGGGGACAUGAGCACUUUCAGUGGAGGCAACUGAGUUCAGACCUCAGCAAUGGGAGCUCAUUUGAGGCCACUCCCAGGAACCCAGCAGUCCAGCGCUACAAUCUGGGUUCCACCCUGGAACUGGACCAUGUGUCACAGGAGGAUAUCGGCACCUGGGAGUGCAGCGUCCAUGGCUCAGAAGGGAGGCUGGGAGCUGUGGAAUAUGAGCUGUAUAUUACAGGUGCCCAGAUCUCUGGUCCUCAUCCAAUUCUGAAUGGGCAGAUCUCUUUUGGCCUUAUCCUUGUCCUCUUCCUCCUGCUUGUGGCCUCCAUCCUGGCUUUGGUCCUGCAGAACCGUAGGAUAUCGUCCCCAGCCUUCCCGGCACUGGAGCGGGUGGUUACCGCAUCCACACCAGGGAAUGCAGGAAAGGAUGAAGGCCAGGAAGGGAAGAGCCUGCAGACAGAGUGUUGAUGGGAGAGAAGGCACAAAGGUCAAUCGGAAUGGCAAACACUUCAAUGGGAAAACAAGACUCUGCUACACAGCUGGGGGAACCAUUCAGAUUUGUCCGGAGGGCAUGGAGGUCACAUGGACACAGCCUGGGGACCAUGCCACUGCUGAGGGAGUGGGAGCGGGAGCCAUAUGACAAAGGAGAUAGGAGUCAUCUGGGUGCAGGAAGGUUGGGAUGGGGGGUUGUACAGGUUUCUGAACUUCCUUUUUGGAGAUGAAGGACUCCAGUGUUCAUAACCUGCUUCAGUUCCACUUGUUUCUGUCGCACCCUCUGUCUCCCUCUCUUGGCCUUUCUCCUUCCUUGGUGGGGUGAGAGUGGCCUUUAACAGAUGGGGAGAUUGGCAGAGACCUAGCUCCCCUCUGCCCACAGGGCAUUUAACUUCCUGCUGCCAACUUCCCUCUCUGUAUCCCAUAAGCACCCUGCUCCGGCACUUAUUCGCUGGCACAGCAGAUCCUGCAGCCAGAGAUAUUGCAUAGUUGAGUUUUUGUUAUAGUUUAUUAGCACUCAGAAGAAAAUAUACUGCAAUAAACCCCCCCCACUGGAAACCCUUUGGUCUCUGUGUGCAUUUGGGGUAAAAUGGGCCUAUCUAGCACACUGUUGGCAUCUGGUUGUCU
Chelonoidis abingdonii (Abingdon island giant tortoise) is the source of this 2483-nucleotide messenger RNA. Lineage: Eukaryota; Metazoa; Chordata; Testudines; Testudinidae. The record is from RefSeq and is a predicted model, not a curated record.